AUGAUGGAUUCAGAUAAACUGUGGAAACAAGUUUUCAAUCUUCAUUGUAACCAAUACAGAAUGACUUCAAUGUUUUUCAUCGUCUUGUUUUUAGCAGUAGUUACAGGAACGUACUGCCAGCACAACGAUCAUGCAUCAUACACUCCAGAAUAUGCGGCGCAUCCUUCUUAUUCGUUCUCCUAUGGGGUUAAGGACAGUCAUAGUGGCGAUGUGAAAAGUCAAUGGGAGACAAGAGAUAAUGGUAUCAUCAAAGGACAUUACUCAGUGGUUGAACCUGACGGAAGCAUUCGCGAAGUUGAUUAUACUGCGGAUAGUAAAAAUGGUUUUAAUGCAGUUGUUAAAACGCAUGGACCUAAUUCACAUCCAGUGCGUGAUGAACAUGGUCACCACACAUACGUAGACAAAAAAUCCCAAUCAAAGAUUAAUCACUACAGCAAAGAUCAAGAUACAAUUAUAUUAAGCUCAGAUGUUCCUAGAGACGAAGCUCAUGUAGCUGAAAUUAAUGAAAAAAUACGAUAUGAUCCAUCCAUACUUGAAUUAAAACCUAACGUACAUUUGGGAACAUCGGGAUCAUCUCAUUCACAUCAUCAUUCUUACCAACCGUUGAAAUUUAGACCAACUAUAGAAAUCAAAGAUUAUAAACCAGGUCACGAAGCAAAUCAUGUAUCAUCACAAAGUCAAUAUGGUCAAUAUGAUUCAGGAGUGGGAUCACAUUCAGGCAAACCAGUCUCAAACAUACAAUACAAGCCUGGAACUGUUGUUCAUGUUAAAAAACCAGAGCUCAAAAAAGUUAAACUAAUUACUCCAGGAUUAAAACAUUACGCUACAGUGCGUGGUAGAAGCGAUUAUGACAAUUUCUUUAGAAAACGUGCUUCCUUCGAUGCACAAUAUAAUCCAAAACGACUGGUUCAAACCAUAUACAGAAGAAGUCCUCGUGAAUUAUAUGCAUACCACUAUGCACAUUAAAUUAAAACAAAUGAUUUAGAAUUAAUAUUUUCAUUAUUAUGUGUUGUUACUUAAUUGGUUGUGCAAUUUUUUUCUCUCUUAUAACUGGAUAAAAAAAUUAUUACAAUUUAUUUAUUUUCACUGAUAUUCUUCAAAUUUUCAAUAGAAGUUUAAAA
Molecule: messenger RNA, 1121 nt
Organism: Clunio marinus
Lineage: Eukaryota; Metazoa; Arthropoda; Insecta; Diptera; Chironomidae
Source: the annotation of a GenBank genome assembly